Closterium sp. Naga37s-1 is the source of this 1197-nucleotide messenger RNA. NCBI's taxonomy places the organism in Eukaryota, Viridiplantae, Streptophyta, Zygnematophyceae, Desmidiales, Closteriaceae. The record is from the annotation of a GenBank genome assembly.
CUGCGGAGUCCGGAGUCUGGGGGUUCUGCGUCUGGAGGUACGAGGUCUGGGAGUCCUGCACCUGGAGGAGCCCUCUCCUCGGAGCAGCUACGUGCGUGGUACUUAGAGUACUGCAGCCUCCGGAGAGGUACCGCUCGAGCCGGACGUCCUACUGGGACUGGUGCUAGUACUUCUUCUCCCGUUCGGGAGCUCCCCUCCCGCGAGCGGAUCCGUGAGUGGUACGAGCGGCGCUGCACUCUUCGGAGUGGCGUGCCUCGUGUUACGAACCCCGCUGCUGUUGGAGCUGCUGCUGGUGCUGAGGACCCGGGCGUUGGAGCUGCUGCUGGUGCUGAGGACCCGGGCGUUGGAGCUGCUGCUGGUGCUGAGGACCCGGGCGUUGGAGCCGCUGCUGGUGCUGAGGACCCGGGCGCUGGAGCUGCUGCUGGUGCUGAGGACCCAGGCGUUGGAGCUACUGCUGGUGCUGAGGACCCGGGCGUUGGAGCUACCGCUGGUGCUGAGGACGUGGACGCUGGAGCUGCUGCUGGUGCUGCCGACCCUGGUGCGGGUGUCCCUGCUGGCUCUGGUGUCGCUGCUCGGUCUCAGCCGUACUUUGUUCCGCUCCUUCAGCAGGUUCUUGGUCAGCUUCCUCCUCCUUUUCCUCCUCCCUCCUUAGAGUGUCCUCCGCCUGUCCAGCUGCAGUCGGCGUUACCGUCUGCCUCCUCUCUCCUUGGUCCUGCUCCUUACACUGGUCCGACUGGAGGUCUUACUGAGCGGCGUGAGCCUGCGUCUCGUCCUGCGUCGCCUGAGUCUCGUCCUGGGUCGCCUGUCCGCACUGCUCUCUCUAGUCAUCGAGUCCAGCGUCAGCGUCUUCCUGCUGUCCCAGGCACUCACCGGAUGGCGCUUCGUCCGUCCACUGCUCCACAGCGUGUCCCACUGCCGUCUCCUCCUGCUUCCUCUCUUCCUGCUCUUCCUGACCCUGGGUCAGACUCUCUUCGUGCUACCAGUCCUGCUGUCACGCGUCUCCUGGCCACUGUUGUCACUGACCCUUCCUUUGAGUCUGCUGCUGCGUCUGCCUUAGUUGCUGAGCUUGUCGACUUUGCUGCUCGCUGUCGUCUAGACUACGCUGCUAGCCUAGUUGCUGAGUCUGAGUCUGCAGGAGGAGUUCCAGUGCUUUGCUGCCGCUUUGCCCCAUCUCGUGUCCAUGCUUGUUGCCCCUGA